UUUUACACACUAUGUCCGAUCGCGUGUACGUGAGAUCAUAGAGAUCGAGAAAGAGGGCGAGUGUCAGUUUGUCUUUCUCUACUCUUCACGUACACGUGAUCGGGCAGAGUGUACGAAAGUGGAAUGAGGAGUUCUCGGUGCACCCGGUGCCCGAUCUAGUAACACUGGGUGGGAAUAGUGUAUCCGUAUAGAUUAUAGGAAUAUCAAAUGCCGAGGAACGGAAAGAUGGCGGUCGAGCGGUAAUUUCGCGAUGCAUGAGAUAUAGUUUAUAAAUGGGGUGUCUCACGUUCCCAAGGGAUACGUCGAAGCCGUAAUAUUACCGUGCGAUGUGACCACGCUGAUCACGACCAUCCCGUGCAGCAAACCGUGUCAAGAAGAACGGAAGGACAACGAAGCAGAAGGACGGUGAAGAGAGAAGGAGAGCGUAGAAAGAGAACGGGCACCCAGUUUAUACGUAACGAGUGUCGAAGCGGUUCAUUGCUCCGCUGUGACUUGUCGCCAAGAUGGAUUGGGAGUCAAUCACGUUGGCGAACCUUCACCUGACGACUAACGAGAAACUGUACUACGAAACCAUUUUCGGUCUUUUGUACGAAAAUGCUGACACCAAGAGUGUGCCGGUGAUCAAAGUUGUCGAGCUGCUACACUCGUCGAAUAUACCAGGAGCUGUCGUGGCGAAGAUAUUGGAUAUAUGUGUUGGGCUUGAAGCAGCAUUCAGUGGCAGCAUUCACAUUGGACAAAAACAAUUUUAUGUGCUGCUGAAACUGGUAGCAGCACAUCAAUCUGGGCUUAAUAUUCGUAAAGAUAUGAUUACCAAGCCUCUGGAUAUCCGUUUGCCUGAUUUUAUUUGGCCAAAAUCAGAGGACGAGGAUGAUAGGAAGAGUUCUGAUUCGAAUAGGGCUGUAAAAGGUCGACGUCAUGCUUCCGAAAGUACUACGGAAAGUGAAAGUGAAGCGGAAUCUCCGCGGGAAACUGGUGGUAGUACAGAUUCACCAACACCAACAAAUAGUGUGAUACCAGAGAGAAACAAUGAUAUAGGUGGUGAAACGAUAUUAGACUCUGUAUCUGGGGGUUGGCAGGGAUUAUCCGAGGAAUCGAGACAGUUGUUAGGAACGGAAGAAGAAAGUUCGGAACGUCACAGUAGCGACGAAGGCGACGGGGAUGGUGACUAUUCCCUUUCACCAGUAUGGAUAAUGACCGACGCGCAGCGUGACUAUUAUGCCAAUCAAUUCGCGCAGCUACAACUUGAUCCUGAUGGACUUUUGAAAGGUCAUAUUGCUAGAACAUUUUUUAAAAAGUCUGGACUUCCUCUGCACGAACUUAGUCAUAUUUGGCGGCUGGCAGACAUAACCAAGGAUGGGGCAUUGAGUUUAAAAGAAUUCUUUGUAGCCAUGCAUCUUGUUGUGUUACGAAGAAACCAUGUGCCUCUUCCUGACUCGUUACCUCCAGCCUUGUUAAUCCCACUGCUUAGGGAAAAGAGUCAUCCUGUUCCACAAAAAAGUCCACCGAAUUCUGUAGGUACUUGUGAAAAGAAUAAAGAAUGGACGAAAUUUGUGGACUCACCAACUGGGACUAGCAGUUCUCUUACUAUCCCUGGCCUGCAGCUAGUAAACUUCGAUUUUCAAAAAUCGGCCGUCGAAAGAGAUCCUAAAAUUUUACAUCCUGUACCACUACGUUUAACACCUGAAGCAGCUAUACUUGCCUCUGGAGCAAAUGGUAAUAGCAAUAGCUGUACCACGUUAGGGGACGAGGAUCUUCAACAUACCGCAGCUUCGUUGAUGCAACGACCUCUCAUGAAGAAACCACCCGCGUCUGUCGAAGAGGGUAUAAUUGUAACUCCAAAGAAGGAACCGCCGCCUCCACCACCACCCAGACCCUAUAGGACACAUGCAAGAAGUUCUAGUCUUGAUCUUAAUAAAUUAGGGAAGAAUGGUCAAAGUUUCCUCGGACAACCUCCACUGGUUCCACCAAGAAUCUCUCCUGGAAUCACUUCACCUCGUAAAUUGGUUGGACAAAAGAGUGAGGGAGAGGGACAAAAAACCCUAAGUGAAAAUCAAGAUUUUGUUGCUGAUUUUUCUCACUUUUCUCCAAAGACCGAACUACCUGAAAAUCCACAUUUGGAAACCGUUACAUCGCAAUCACAGCAAUUUACCGGUGUCUGUGGUGCAUUUCAUAUUUAUAGAAAACCUAGUCCGAAACGAGAAGGAGGAGAGGAAGACACUCCUAAGGACGAGGUAGAAGAGUCAAAGAAGUUAACUUUACAAGAAUUGCGAGAAAAGAACGCAGAAUUACGAUUAGUUUGCGAAGAAUUAACACGAGAAUUAGCCAGCGCACUCCAGGAACGUAUAAACCUUCGUGCAAAACUCUUACUUUUAACAUGAUGUAAUCUGUUACCAUUUGUAAACGCUCCAAACUGUGAAGUACCGAUUUUUCCUAAAUUCAUCGUAAUCCAUGUAUUUGAUAUAUCACUCUAGUGUAGAAUUUUUCCUUUUUCGAUGAAAUCUUGUAUAUUCAUAAUAAUUAGCGUAACCAAAAGUUAAUAUUACAAAACAGAUAUCAAUAGAAACUAUAUAAAAUCUAUCAGAAGAAUUGACUAUUCGAUCUGUUUCCAUUGAUGUUAGUGGAUGUUUGAAGUAUCAGUUGUAUUUUUAACCCUUUGCGAUCACAAAGCACUCGGAUAAUCGUAAUUAUUUUCGAGUAACUGACGUAAUGCAUUAAUCGAUUAUAUAAUGCGAUUACAGAUUUCAUUCUCAGAAUUAAUCAUGACUAAGGUUAGUAAAAUACUAAAAUUAGUCCUCAGAAGAAGUUACGACUAGUUAAACUGUCGUUUAGAACGAUUAUCGAUUAUCGAUUAUCGAUUGGUGAUCGAAAUAAUUAGUAUUUGAAAUUACUACCUUGAUUAACAUUAAUUUUAUAAUUUGUAAAAAAAUAAAGACGACUAACCAGCGUGAUGAUUAUUGCCAAACCGCUAAGGGUUAAUAUACUAUAAUGGUACGUAUAAAUAAGGUUACAGACAUUUAAAUUGCAUUUCAUUAAAAAAGUAGACGUUUUCACAAUAAUUGAAAAUGUUAAAUCUCGCGGUAAAAUUUCUUAUGGUUACGCUAUGAUUCAUGUAUAAUCCUUUUACGCCAGCAAUUCCAGUAUGCAUUAAUAAGUGCAUGAGUACAAGUACCAUAGUACAUCUGCCCACUUUCUAACAUUCAAAUGUUACAGCAUUUUAACAUUCAAUUCCUUUUGAGAACUUAUAUUUUUUAUGCAUAGUAUUGUGCUAAAUUGCUAAAAUAUAGUUCUUUGUAUAUAUAAGAAUCUUUAAAGUUGAAUGUUUACAUCAAGCAAUAGUGAAAAGAGCUUGAUAAUUAUUGUAAACUGCAAAUUUAUUAUAGAAACAUAUUGUAAAAACGAGUGAUAGAUGUUUAUUGUUUACGACAAACAAAAUGAAACUGUAUUUUCGUAUCGCUGUACAAUCAAAUUUUUCACAGCAUGGCAUAUAGUCGAGAAUCGGUAUUCCUGAAAAAGUGUUACAAUGUAUUUCAUUUCGUGAUAGUAACUGUACAUAGUCAAUAGAAUUUAGAACAAGGAAUGAGAGAAAAUGAAGUCUGCAGGAACAGAACAUUCAGAGAAUAAAUAUACUUUGAAAAAAAAAAAUGUUAAUAUCCUAAAUCAAUUUACGUGUUGCUCUACUUUUGCUUUACUUCACAUAUUAUUUAAUGUACUGCUUUUAAUAUCUUAAAACAAAAAAUAUCACACCAUAUAAUUUGCUAUUUUGCUUACAAGGAUUAUAUGAAUAUUAUAUUAUAUUGACAUACAGACAAGCUCGAUAGAUGAUUAUAACCAGCAAUAAUUUAACAUUGCUAAGAAAAGUUAAAUGACAGGUAAUUCCUUGUGCCAUACAAUACAACAUAAUAAUAUUAAUAGCAUAGCCGCUAUCAAUGGCUAACAAAUAAUACUGUCCUGACGUUAAAACUGUUUAAGAGAUAAAUGUUUCAAUCAACAAUUAUAUGAAAAAAAUCUUUUUCUAAAUGUAUAAACGUUGUGUAAAA
This is a messenger RNA of Colletes gigas, 4037 nucleotides long. It is a transcript of the gene Reps, whose product is annotated as ralBP1-associated Eps domain-containing protein 1. The record is from RefSeq and is a predicted model, not a curated record. Gene Ontology annotation, molecular function: protein binding; calcium ion binding. Lineage: Eukaryota; Metazoa; Arthropoda; Insecta; Hymenoptera; Colletidae. The coding region runs from base 504 to 2378 and encodes 624 amino acids. Gene Ontology annotation, cellular component: plasma membrane; cytoplasm. Gene Ontology annotation, biological process: endosomal transport; endocytosis. The transcript is spliced from 5 exons.